This is a messenger RNA of Dentiscutata erythropus, 487 nucleotides long. Lineage: Eukaryota; Fungi; Glomeromycota; Glomeromycetes; Diversisporales; Gigasporaceae. The record is from the annotation of a GenBank genome assembly.
AUGAGUAGUCAAAUACAAGAACCAAAUUACGUAGUGACUAUUAAGCCAAAUAAAUUUUAUUAUGUCAAACUAGUUAUUAGCAAUUUUUCGCAAGGAGGUUUAUAUUUGUGUGACUAUGGAAACUCUGAUUUAAAUGUUAUACAACCAACUAUUAUGAUGCAGACUUCUGCAACAUAUAUGUGCAAAUCUGAAAAAUUCAAUCGUCUAAGCGCUCAAAUGAGAUUCUGGAGUGCCAAAGAUCUAUAUUGCACUGGAUGGUCUGAAAGUGCCUUCUGUAUAGCCAUUAAUAACGAUGAUACAUCCAGAUUAUUAGUGUACGAAUGUGCAAAAAACGAUUCUUUAGAUGAUGUGAUGAAUAAAAAAGUAGGUAAAGAAAUAAUCAAUUUAACAAAUGGUACUACACAUUCGCGUUUCCUUAAUUCUUGGAUUUAUGCUAGUGCUACAGCUGAUAGUGAUAAGAAUGUAGAAAUUAACAUACAUAUAGGAG